Messenger RNA from Thermochaetoides thermophila DSM 1495, 1788 nucleotides. RefSeq lists its product as uncharacterized. NCBI's taxonomy places the organism in Eukaryota, Fungi, Ascomycota, Sordariomycetes, Sordariales, Chaetomiaceae. Gene Ontology annotation, biological process: protein farnesylation. The record is from RefSeq and is a predicted model, not a curated record. Bases 1 to 1788 code for a protein of 595 amino acids. Gene Ontology annotation, cellular component: protein farnesyltransferase complex. Gene Ontology annotation, molecular function: protein farnesyltransferase activity. The transcript is spliced from 6 exons.
AUGCCGGGUCUCCGUCCCUGGGAUGACCGAGAUAGGGCCGGGUUGGCGUUGGAGGUUGCCGGUGGUGUCGUUCCCCGAACUCUCACCGUCACCUCUGGUCCGGAUCCGGGGCUCAGACCAGCAACGACAGGCCCAAUCCCAAGCCAAACAGCCAAGACAGACCCAAUCACAUCGCCUCGCGGGGCUGCAAACAUCGCCAGGUUUCCCAUUGCGGACGACGGCACAUGGAAUAAUGCUAAGCAGUAUUUCAUCACAAGUAUUGUUCCCGGCUUUCCCCCUUCAGCGUACAUGCCGCUCAGAACAAAGGGAUCGCGGCCUCAAAAGCGCGUGGCUUUUCCGUGGAAGAUGACGACGACAACGACCCCGCAGCAAGCUCAGGGACAGCCGUCACGGUCCCCACCAUCUCCAGCAGCGACAGCACUACCCCGAGUUACAGUUACAGACGACGAUGACGACGGGAGUGAUUCUGUCGACGAGGAGAUUGUGGCCGAUCCCAUCAGCAACCUUGGAUUCAUGAUCCCCGAUAUCUUCACCCAGCUCCCGCUCAUCCGGGAUGAGUUGGUUACCAAGACAUCCAUCGAGCAGGACGAGACUGUCGAGGCAUGUCUGCCCUUCUUGCGCGGCGAUGAUGACUUCUUUGACUACAACGAGCACGGCGUGCCAGAGCUUGACCGCGAGCGCCAUAUCCGGUUCCUUCGUCAAUGUCUGGGAAAGCUCCCAGGCCGUUUCGUGGCCGCCGAUGCAAGCCGGCCAUGGUUUCUGUACUGGUGUCUCUCGGCUCUCACUAUGCUGGGAGAGGACGUGUCUUCUUACCGAAAUGCCGUCAUUGCCACGGCACGCUCUAUGCAGAAUGAGACCGGAGGUUUUGGCGGCGGCGGCGGCCAGUUGUCACACAUGGCCACGUCCUACGCCGUAGUGCUGGCGCUGGCUCUUGUUGGCGGCGAGGAGGCGUAUGAUGUUGUCGAUCGGAAGGCCAUGUGGAAGUGGCUCUGCUCUCUCAAGCAGCCUGACGGCGGGUUUCAGGUCUGCUUGGAUUUGACUCCAGAAUCCCCCGCGUGGAAGGAAGAUGGCAGUGCCAACCUCCUCACUGGCGUGUCGGAUUACAUCCGACGAUGCCAGACCUUCGAAGGCGGAAUCUCGGGCCAGCCAAAUGCAGAAGCUCAUGGCGCGUAUGCCUUCUGUGCGCUGGGCUGUCUGGCCCUGCUGGAUCACCCAAGUAGCUGUCUGGACAUCCCACGGCUGAUUGCCUGGCUGUCGGCACGGCAAUACGCUCCCGAAGGAGGGUUCUCUGGUCGCACCAACAAGCUGGUCGAUGGGUGCUACAGCCACUGGGUAGGCGGGUGCUUUCCUUUGAUCGAGGCAUGCCUUGCAGGUGGCGGUGCCACGGACAGUGACGGGACAAAACUCCCUCCAGCGACAGAGAGCCUGUACAGCCGUGAAGGCCUGACCCGGUAUAUCCUCUGUUGCUGCCAAGACCAGAGCAAACGGGGUGGACUGCGCGAUAAACCGGGAAAGAUGUCCGAUGCCUACCACUCGUGCUACGUCCUUUCAGGCUUGAGCUCCGCUCAACAUCAGUGGGAGCUUGACGAGCCUACCGAUGCUGCCACUGGCGGGGACGGGGCGGCGACAGCAGCAGCAGAGCCGGCCUGGACCGUCUUUCCGUAUCUCGAUGGGCCCCAGGUCUUUGCGCCCAAGGACCGUGUCCGCCCGAUCCACCCGGUCUAUGCUAUCCCGCAGCAGAACGUGUGCGCCAUCCAACAGUACUUUCAAGCUAAGCAGGGUUUCUAG